AUGAGCGACAAGGAAAUCAAGGAAGGAGACCAGGGUAAGUGCCUUGUCCAGACCAUUUUGCGCGAAUCUCGCGCAGCUUGCGGUCCAGCGAUCCAACGACACGCGAUUGUCUACGCGACGACAUACACUCCAGGGUGUCGAGUCAUGCUGGCGCGUCAAGAUAUCGAAUUCUCAACUUCUCUCUAUUCCAGUUCUGACUUGAAUGUACCAGUGUCGUGGCAAUGGUCUGGCAGCCGUCCCGGAGGCAAAGUCGCCGAGAUUGCCAAGGAAGGUGAACUCUCAAUCGAGACCAAGAAUGGCAACACGGUCAAGAAGAAUGCCGACCCCGAAGACCCUGCCGUCAAGAUCUCUCGCUCCGGCAACGAUGUCGUAAAGCGUGCUCACGAGCUCGACGUCGACAAGGCUGGCGACAAGCACAAGGAAGACCAGGGCGAGGAGAAGACAGUGACCAAGGACGACAAGAAGGACGACGAUGAGUCCAAGGAGAAGGAUGGCGACAAGAAGGAAGAGGCAGACGAAGAGAAGAAAGAGGACAAAGAGAAGAAAGAAGAGGCCAAGAAGGAGUCAAAGAAGUCGGAUUCGAAGAAGUCGGAUGGCAAAGCCAAGACUGGAGACAAGCGCGAGGCCAAGGACGACGAGGAAGAGAAAGAGGACGAGGAGCCAUCGAAGAAGCAGCAGAAGACGGACGAGGCUGGCGAGGAAAAUGGCGACAAGAAGAAGCGCGGCAGGCCCGCCAAGAACGGAAACGAGGCAUCAUCAUCGUCCAAGCCCAAGAAGGAGCCAAAGAAGGCAGCGACCGAGUCGGGAGAGCCCAGACGCUCGAGCAGACUCAAGUAG
Molecule: messenger RNA, 837 nt
Organism: Aureobasidium uvarum
Lineage: Eukaryota; Fungi; Ascomycota; Dothideomycetes; Dothideales; Saccotheciaceae
Source: the annotation of a GenBank genome assembly